This is a messenger RNA of Bufo bufo (common toad), 3107 nucleotides long. RefSeq names its product protein phosphatase, Mg2+/Mn2+ dependent 1K (gene PPM1K). The transcript is spliced from 7 exons. Gene Ontology annotation, biological process: protein dephosphorylation. The record is from RefSeq and is a predicted model, not a curated record. NCBI's taxonomy places the organism in Eukaryota, Metazoa, Chordata, Amphibia, Anura, Bufonidae. The coding region runs from base 202 to 1326 and encodes 374 amino acids. Gene Ontology annotation, molecular function: protein serine/threonine phosphatase activity.
CCAGCGCUGGAGCAGGACUGCUUUGUUGCUGCUCCAGUUCCCAGUGGCGAUCUGAGGAGAAGCUGUGACCUGAUCUGUGCCAGCGUCUCCCACCCAGAGAGGGCGAGGGCCCUGCUACUGCACCGGACAUUUUUAUUUGAAGACUUAAAAUAUCGAAGGGCGGAAGUUUAUUUUUUAUUCCACGUCCUUUGUAGUCAAGGAAUGUCAACAGCCAUCUUAGUUACAUUUGUCAAACAUGGAGGGUUUCAGGUGAGAAGAGGAGCCCUGCUGAGGUCACGUGUGCUGCAAGAUAACAAUCGUGUAGCUCUAGCCUGCCAGUGCUCCACCACCAACCGCAGGUCUUUUUCAUCACGCUUUGACCCUGACGGAAGUGGGCGACCUGCCACCUGGGACUCUUUUGGGAUUUGGGACAAUCGAAUUGACGAGCCUAUCCAUCUCCCGCCCAGUAUUAAGUAUGGCAAGCUCAUACCGCGCAUCAACCUCUCUAAGGUUGGCUGCUCCACUCAGCUAGGGAAGAGGAAGGAAAAUGAAGACCGAUUCAACUUUGCCAAACUGACCGAUGAUGUCUUGUGUUUUGCUGUCUACGACGGACAUGGAGGAGCUGCAGCUGCUGAUUUCUGUAACCGAUUUAUGACCAAAUAUAUCAAGGAGUUCCUUGCACAGGAACAAGAUAUGGAGAAAGUGCUGACUAAAGCUUUUCUAGAGAUUGAUCAAGCUUUUGCAAGAGAAGCUCAUCUUUCUGUCGAUGCAACCCUGAUGAACUGUGGGACCACUGCCACAGUAGCCUUGUUGCGGGAGGGCAUUGAGCUAGUUGUGGCUAGUGUUGGUGACAGCCGCGCGCUGUUAUGUCGCAGAGGAAAACCCAUGAAGCUGACGAUUGACCAUACCCCAGAACGGAAGGAGGAAAAACAGAGGAUAAAGGAAUGUGGCGGGUUUGUUGCUUGGAAUAGCCUGGGACAGCCACAUGUGAAUGGAAGACUUGCAAUGACGAGAAGCAUUGGCGAUUUGGAUCUCAAGUCAAUGGGAGUGAUAGCAGAGCCUGAAACCAAGCGGGUAAAGCUGCACCAUACGGAUGAUGGCUUCUUAGUAUUAACCACGGAUGGCAUUAACUUCAUUGUAAACAGUCAGGAAAUCUGUGACAUCAUCAACCAGUGCCAUGAUCCCAGGGAAGCAGCUCAAGUCCUCACAGAACAGGUGAUCCAGUAUGGCGCAGAAGAUAACAGCACAGCCAUAAUUGUCCCAUUUGGAGCCUGGGGAAAGCACAAGAGCUCUGAAAUCAAUUUUUCUUUCAGUCGUGGCUUUGCAUCAAGUGGCAGAUGGGCUUGACGGGCACAAUUAUUAAGUAGCACAAAGUCAAUCUACAAGCACUGUACAAAGAUGUCUCUUAUCUAAAUCUAUUACCUUCUAGACCAGGGAAUGCUGCUUGUCAUGUACAAUUCAUGUUGGAGGGAAGGACCUUGUAUGUAUGGAUGUGGUGGCUAGAUUCAACCAUUAUCACAUGGAAUAGUACCGGAGCCUGGGAGAGGGUUGACUUGUUCUCACCAUGCCUUCUUCACAGACUUCUAGUCAUUUAGACGACAUGAACAACUUCUAGCCGGGCACUUUAUUGCUCAUUUUGCACUGCAGUAGUGACCAUCUUAUGCUGGUAUUUCCUAUCUGUUACAUUUAUAUGAAUAGUGUUUGUAUUAUUUAUAAUGUGAGGCUCACUGAACACAAUUUCAUGAUGGUAAGCGUGUUCAGUUUUGUAUUUUAUGAAGGUUUUUAGGAGGUGUUUUAACACCUUGUGUUCUGAAAAUGUGAAUAAGAGCAGAAUUGACUAAUUGUCUCUUAGUUUUUUGUUCCACUGCUCUCUCCAUUGCCAAUUUAAUGCUUGAAGAGCAUUGUUUCGUGUACAUAUGGGUAGUCAAAGGGUUGUCACUUGACCGAAUUUCGUAUUUAUACUGCUGGCUGGUCUUUUUAUGAAUGAUGGCAUUUAUUGGUGCAGUAGUAGGUUUGACAACAGUUAGGCCACUCACACAUUCACUUUUGGGAUGUCAUUUUAUUUAAUUUUUUUGGAUCAAAGGGAGGGAUCCAUUCCAUAAGAAGAUGGUAACAAAUGUUUCUGCUCUGCCUCCUGCCAAGGUCAUCCUUUUUUAUCGAAAAUGGGGGGAGAGAGCAGUGGAUCUCCAGAGCAUGAUGUGCAAGAAGCCUGAAGGUGCCCAUACACCUUCAGUAAUGGCAGAAUACUUGUUUGGCUGACGGCUAUCUCUAUCAUCUGGUCAAGCUUAUAUGUGUUGUCAAUGAGGAGAAAGCCGCAGUCGGACACCUCUGGCCGCUGCUUAACUCCCAGGAGAACAAAAGGAUCGAUUUGGAAAGUGCGCAGUCCUUCUGUCCUUGGACAUGCUCUGUUAAGGAACAGUCAGGAGCUCCCCUUAAACAUUAGAUUGUUGGCCAGCCCUAAGUAAAACGGAGGGGUUCGGCCGACAAUACUCUAAUAUGUAUGACUGCCAUUAGUAAGCCGGGCCACCAAAACCAUAUUUUCCCCACUUUUGGUUUGAACAGUUAUGCCUGUAUGGGCGCUACACAUGGAAUGCUGGUUCUUCACGUUUGAGCAGUUUGAUCAAGGGUGGACAAAAUACUGUAGACAUUGGGAACUGUUCAGACCACUUUGGAGCUAAUUUGACCGUAAGAAUUUUUAGAGACCUCAACAGAAAAUAACCAGGAAAAAUUAGGCGCUGAAAACCAUUUUGACUACUUGGCUCUAUUUCAAUGUGACUUCUUUCUCUUUGCUAGUCACACCACCUUUGUACUAUGGACUCCUAACAUUAAGCAUCUGUUACUACUGCGGAGAGAUACAAAUAACUCAUCCUAUGUAUUUUGCCAUAUAUCAUUAUAGGAAACAAACCGAGCUUUGGCUUUUUUCCCCUUUUGUCUUGUGGUGCCCACUCACAGCUCUAUCGCUGUGUGUACAUAUUAGGGCUGUUAUCACAUUUUUGCCCUAUGUUUAACAUAUACGUUGAGGAAAAUAAGAAUGCAAAAUCAUAGUACUACGCUUUUCCAUCCUGCAGAGUCCAUCAGAAAGAACAUAUUGUAGAGAUGGAACUUUAUAGUGAUGGAUGGUAACCAUU